Molecule: messenger RNA, 2617 nt
Organism: Crotalus tigris (Tiger rattlesnake)
Lineage: Eukaryota; Metazoa; Chordata; Lepidosauria; Squamata; Viperidae
Gene: MSX2
Product: msh homeobox 2
Exons: 2
Coding region: 208-966 (252 amino acids)
Biological process (GO): regulation of transcription by RNA polymerase II; embryonic morphogenesis
Cellular component (GO): nucleus
Molecular function (GO): RNA polymerase II transcription regulatory region sequence-specific DNA binding; DNA-binding transcription factor activity, RNA polymerase II-specific
Source: RefSeq, a predicted model, not a curated record
CUGAAGUGAGCGGAGGUGGUGCGUCCAGGAGCGCCUGAGCGAGAGAUUGAUUGGGAGGUCUGGACUCGGGAACAAGAGGAGGAGGAGGAGGAGGAGGAGAAGAAGAAAAAAGGCGGAGGAGGCGGCAGCGGCUGCUGCGGCAGCGGCGGCAGCGAGACGAAGGGCGGCUGCUUCUCCACGCAGGGAUCUUUGCGAAGCUGCGCCGAGAUGUCUUCUCCUUCCAAAGCCAAGGAGGUUUUCUCCUCGGACGAAGAGGGCCCCGCUGCUCUUGAGGAUCACCACAAAGUCAAGGUCUCCAGUUUGCCGUUCAGCGUGGAAGCGCUGAUGUCCGACAAGAAGCCGCUCCGAGAAGCCAGCGGAAGCCUCGAAGGGGCUGGCUUGGGUACUUCUAGGAACCUGCUCUUGCCCACUCACGUCUCCAGGGAAGCUCCCAGCCCCGGCGGGCUUACAAAAACCUUCGAGACCUCGUCGGUGAAGUCCGAAAACUCCGAGGAUGGCUCGUCCUGGAUUCCAGAGGCCGGUAGAUACUCCCCUCCCCCAAGACACUUGAGUCCCACAGCCUGUACGUUGAGAAAACACAAGACCAAUCGGAAGCCUCGAACACCUUUUACAACUUCCCAGCUGCUAGCUUUAGAGCGCAAGUUCCGUCAGAAGCAGUAUCUAUCCAUUGCUGAAAGAGCUGAAUUCUCAAGUUCCCUCAACCUUACAGAGACCCAAGUCAAAAUAUGGUUCCAGAACCGGAGGGCCAAGGCAAAAAGACUGCAGGAAGCAGAGCUGGAGAAGUUAAAAAUGGCAGCAAAGCCCAUGUUACCAUCCGGUUUUAGCCUGCCUUUCCCUAUCAACUCGCCUCUCCAGGCAGCCUCUCUCUAUGGAACAUCAUAUCCCUUUCACAGACCUGUGCUUCCCAUCCCACCUGUAGGACUCUAUGCUACUCCUGUGGGCUACAGCAUGUAUCACUUAUCAUAAGAAGACCAGAAAGGGAUGAUGGAGUGUACUCAGUUAAAAAGUGCUGUACAGAACCAUGACUGGUUAUUUUCCACCUACUUGUAAUGUGCCUUAUCAAAUAUAUACCUAGGAGUUUGAACCCAGAACCCGUAUUCCGCAACUUGGGAACCAACCAAAUGUGAGCUCACCAGCUAGAAUCUGAUCGUGAAUGCAAGUUUUUUUUUUAAUAUGCAGACUUUAAGGAAUAUAGUUUAUUUAUAUACUGCAUAGGGAAGGGGGAUUACAGUGAUAACUAUUCCCAUGAAAAUGUAUGAUUUAAUUACCAGCCUCCUGGAAAUUCCCAGUAAACCUGUGGAAUAUCAUUCACACACACACACACACACACACACACACACACACACACACACCUUGAAGUGAGAAACUUUUCUUAUGCCUGUUUACUCAGAAGGAAUAUAUCUCACUUUGUUCAGUAGUACUUAUUCCCAUAGAGUGGUGUGAGUGCAGGCAUGGAGGUAAAAAUACACAUGUAUUCUUUGACUGAUUGAGGAAGCUUAAACAUAUAGAAAACCAACGUAUUUAUAAAACCAACUUCAGAAAUAAAAGCUGACUUGAGACUGGGUUGGUUUCUGUAUUUCUCUUUGGACCCUUCACUGCACUCCAGUCCUGGAAACUGAAAUGCAACUGGAAUACUUCAGAUGCAAAAUGGUGGAUGGGGUGGAUUGUUGAUCUGAUUCCUUUAUAAAAUUCCCUCCUGGAAUAUUUCCUGUAGAAUGGCACCCAUGAAGUGGGACUCCCCAUUUCUAUCUUGUAAAGGAUUUCUACAGAUACAAGUUUUGCCAAGUUUUUGUUUGCAGUUUAUUCUUGUUUGUAAGACAGCCUUCGAAUGGCUACAGGGGCAUGCCAUGGCAGAGGAAAACCCAAGAGGCCUCUUUCAGAUUUGUCUUGAACCCAGUUGCCCCCCCCCCCAUGUCCAUUUAAUCAUUUAAAUCAAGUCUGCAGUUCAAUUGACAUUUUGAUAUUGGGAACAAACAGGUUAGAGAUAGGAAAAGAGGAUAUAAGAGUUGUGCAUAUGUGCAGAGACAUGAUGAAACCAGAGUUGUUUUGUGUUGCAGAGUUGUUUUGUGUUUAUUGCAAUAAUCUUAUGAUUUAACCAUUAUUAGCUUGUAAAAAUGAAUUUACGCUUCAAUGAGUCUUGACACACCCACAAAUCCAGAGAAUGAAACAAAGCUAUGAGAACAAAGUUUGUCUCGCCCACUCUAAAGAUAGGACAGCUCUCCUCUUUUUGACUUAUUUCAGAGGAGGGCAGGGAGGAAAGAGUUAUGCUUGGCAUAUAAGGUACUAUAUAACCCAUUGUUUUAAUUGUUUUAUUAUUAAUAUGGCUAAACCUUGUGGUAAAGUGUCUACAGAGGAGGCGGGUUACUGAAGACUAGACGUUUCCCAGUUGUGUCUUUAGUAUGUCCUCAAGAGUGAGAAGGAAUCUGCCCUGCUACAGGCUAUGUUGUGAAUCUUUUGUCUAUUAGUUCAGUGCUGGCCUUUUACCCACCCGUCCCUAGCCUAUAUGAAAAUCCCUUUGAAAGGGAUGCUUUGUACAAUUUUAUAUAUUUUAUUGAAGAUUUAUUAUUUCUUAUCUCUUUAUUUAGAAUUAAAUUAAAAACAUCUUGUUUACUGGCGU